This is a messenger RNA of Sarcophilus harrisii (Tasmanian devil), 2099 nucleotides long. It is a transcript of the gene ISYNA1, whose product is annotated as inositol-3-phosphate synthase 1. Gene Ontology annotation, molecular function: inositol-3-phosphate synthase activity. Gene Ontology annotation, cellular component: cytoplasm. The record is from RefSeq and is a predicted model, not a curated record. Lineage: Eukaryota; Metazoa; Chordata; Mammalia; Dasyuromorphia; Dasyuridae. Gene Ontology annotation, biological process: inositol biosynthetic process; phospholipid biosynthetic process. The coding region runs from base 335 to 1993 and encodes 552 amino acids. The transcript has 11 exons.
GUGUACCUGGUGGGGGGGGCUUGGAGGGCCACGGGAGCCGCUUGGGGAUGGAAAGUUUCGGACGGAGGGGGUUGGGGGGUUGGGGGCGGGGCGAGCUGCCCGGGGCGGGGCUGGCCGCCUUUUUCCCCGGGGCCCCGAGCCAGAGCCGCCCCCGCGCGCCCGCUCACCCGCCAGCAGGACCCCAGAGACCUGCGCGUCCCAUGUCCCCAGCUCGGCCAGCUGUCCCCAGCCAGGCCGUCGCCACCGCCGCUGCCACCGCCGCCGCGCCAGCCUCCCGACUGCAGUGCCCCUGACAUCGCAGGUAGCUCGCAGGACCCCAGAGACGAAAGUGGAGAUGGAGGAGACCUUUGUGGUGGAGAGCCCCGAUGUCACCUACGGGCCGGAUGUCAUCCAGGCCCACUACACGUACCAGACAACCCGGGUCAGCCAGGACGGAGGCAGUCUUAAGGUGCAUCCCAUUUCGACCCGCUUCACAUUCCGGACCGAGCGGAAAGUGCCUCGACUGGGGGUCAUGCUAGUGGGAUGGGGUGGAAACAACGGCUCCACGGUGACGGCCGCUGUGUUGGCCAACAAGCUUAAACUCUCCUGGAUGACCAAGACUGGUAGGAAGGAAGCCAACUAUUAUGGUUCCCUGAUGCAAGCUGCCACAGUGAGCCUGGGCAGUGAUGACCAUGGCCAAAACGUCCACGUCCCCUUUCGUGCCCUGCUGCCCAUGGUCUCGCCCGAUGACAUUGUCUUUGAUGGCUGGGACAUCUCUUCCCUGAACCUGGCAGAGGCCAUGAAGCGGGCACAGGUGCUGGACUGGGCACUCCAGGAACAGCUGUGGCCACAUAUGGAACAGCUGCGGCCCCGGCCCUCAGUCUAUAUCCCCAAGUUCAUUGCUGCAAACCAGGAGAGCCGAGCGGAUAACCUCAUUUCUGGCUCUCGGGCCCAGCAGCUGGAGCAGAUCCGCAAGGACAUCCGUGAGUUCCGGACCAAAAGUGGGGUGGACAAGGUCAUCGUUUUGUGGACGGCUAACACCGAGUGCUUCUGUGAUGUGGUACCUGGACUCAAUGACACAGCUGAAAACCUGCUGCAGGCCAUUGAGCGGGACCUAGAGGUGUCCCCCUCCACCCUGUUUGCGGUGGCCAGCAUCCUGGAAGGCUGCGCCUACCUCAAUGGUGCUCCCCAGAACACCUUCGUGCCAGGUGCGAUCGAGCUCGCUAUGCAGAGACGGGUCUACAUCGGAGGAGAUGACUUCAAGAGUGGCCAGACCAAGAUCAAAUCUGUGCUUGUGGACUUCCUCAUUGGGGCUGGUCUCAAGACUGUGUCCAUCGUCAGCUAUAACCACCUGGGGAACAACGAUGGCCGGAACUUGUCAGCCCCCAAGCAGUUCCACUCCAAGGAGGUCUCCAAGAGCAAUGUGGUGGAUGACAUGGUGCAGAGCAACCCGCUGCUGUACGGCCCUGGGGAGGAGCCCGACCACUGUGUCGUGAUCAAAUACGUUCCUUACGUGGGGGACAGCAAGCGAGCCCUGGAUGAAUACACAUCGGAGAUCAUGCUCGGGGGCACCAACACCAUCGUCCUGCACAACACCUGCGAGGACUCCCUCCUGGCCAGCCCCAUCAUCCUCGACCUGGUGAUUCUCACCGAGCUGUGCCAGCGGAUCACCUUCUGCACCGACAGCGAUCCCCAUUUCCAGAACUUCCACUCGGUCUUGUCCAUUCUGAGCUUCCUCUGCAAGGCCCCGUUGGUGCCCCCGGGCACCCCCGUGGUCAACGCCCUGUUUCGGCAGAGAAGCUGCAUCGAGAACAUUCUCAGGGCGUGUGUGGGUCUUGCUCCCCAGAACCACAUGCUGCUGGAGCACAAGAUGGAGCGUGUGAGCAGCGAGUUUCGACGCGAAGGCACCGAAGCCCCCACCUGUCCUGUGCCCAUGAAGAAGGGGGUGGCAGCUUCUCCCCCCAAUGGUUAUGUGGAGGGCACCAACGGGCACCAGCAUGCCUCUGCCAGCUAGGUGCCUUGGGGUCUUCACCAGUGAUUCCUGCCAGUCUCUUCCCUUGUCACAGUGCCCAUGGAGGCCACUGUGAAUCCAGCCUUUCUAAUCAAUAAAUCUGGCAUGA